AUGUCCGCCGCAACGCACCUUCUGCUGCGGAGGUCAGCAUCGGCACCCCGCAUCUCAACACGCCUCAAAGCCCCCCCUCCUCUGGCCACCCGCAGAUCCUAUGCCCAGCCCGCAAGCGCACCACCACCCGGCACCCCUCCCCCCGGCUCACCACCCUCGCAACAGCAACAACCGCAAUGGAAGCCAAAACCCGUCCUCGCAACCGCACAGACACUCACCCUAUUCUCUCCCUCGCCGCGCGGCCUCCUCAUCGCCCUCCGAUCCACCCUGCAGGGCAUGACCAACCUCGCCGCACGCCUCGGCCCACUCGCUUCCAACUCGGCAUCCGCCGCCGCCCCGCCCGACCACGACCACGUCCUCCUCUACUCUCUCAGCAAGGACCUCCCGCAGCAGUAUCUCUCCGAGGCAGUCUCCCUCCUCCGCGGCGUUGACCCAUCCAACACCGAGCAGCAGCAGCAGCAGCAGCAGGGACAGCAAGGGCUGCAGCAGCAGGGGCAGCAAGGGCAGCCCCAGCAGCAACCGUCCCCCCGCAUCGCACGCAUCGGCCUCCUCUCGGCUCCCCUCCCCAGCUCCCUCAUCCCAUCCAACGCCCUGGAACCAGGAGCAGCUCCCAUCUCGUCCCCCACCCUCCACUCGGUAUCUCUCAGCCUCUUGCCCGGCGUCAACGCCGUCCCCUUUCGCAGCCAGAUCCCCGGCCGCGCCGAGAUUGCCGUCGGGCGAUGGCCGGACCGCAAGCCGGCGUGGCAGCAGGGCACAGAGAGGCGCGCAGACCUCCUCGACCGCGCACAUCGCUCUACAGACACAAGCGCCGCCGAUGAACCCGCCCAGCACACAGACUGGCGCGACAUCUGGGGGCGCGAAAACGUCGAUGGCGCGGUCCCGCCCGAGCUCGACGCACUCGACCCAAACUCGGUCCUCUCGCUCCUCUUCUUCACCGACCCUUCGCCCCAGGGCCUCAUCGAGGGCUUCACUUCGCGCUUCCCGCGCUCCAGCGUCCUCGGCCUCCACGCGCCGCCCACCCCCUUUGAGACGGGCAGGGACCACACCCUCCUCAUGACGCUGCCCGAGACCUCUGCCGGCGGCCGCGGCGGCACGGAUGCGCAGCGGGGCGACAAGAUCCACAAGGACGGCGCCGUCGGCGUCGCCCUCGUCGCCAAUGUCGAUGCACAGGGCCAAAAGGCCAGCAAGGAAAUCGCCAGGCCCAGCGUCGAGGUGCGCUACGAGGGGCUCGAGCCCUUUGGUCCGAGGCGCGAGGUGACCUCUGCAUCCGGCAACAUCAUCACCGAGCUCUCUUCGCAGAACGCCGCCCAGCAGUUUCUGCGCGACAUUCAGGCCCGCUCCGCCCCCUCUGCCGGCUCGUCGGCAUCGUCGACAUCGACGCCGCUGAGCGCAAACGAGACGCGCGACAUCGCCUCGACGGUGAAAAAGGAAGAGGCCUUCUACAUCGGCUUCUUCGCCACCGAGACGGCGUCGACGCCGCUCAUGGUCUCGCCCAUCCUGUCGGGCCACCCGUCGAGGGGCACCCUGUCGGUCGAGACUGAAGUCGACCUCGGGCCCGGCCCGCGCGGCGAGCAGGGGAGCAUGAAGAUCUUUGCCCAGUUCUUCCACCACCCGCCGGCGCCCGUCGGGGCAUCGAACAGCGGCGACGAGGGCAAGGUCGAGGCCAUCGAGAUCCCAGGCCCGGACGCGAGCGUGUGGACCAGCCCUCGCUACCUCUUCCUCACCUCGCCCCCGUACGGCGACAGCGCCAAUGCCGCCACCGCUGCCGCUCCUGCCGCCAAGGCUGCCGGCGACGAGGCCAAAAAGGGCAACCACCAAGUCUUUGCGCUGCCCAACCUCUUUAUCGCCGCCAGCGAAAAGGGCUGGAUUGCCGGACGGGGUGCCGCGGGGCCCUCGGCGGAUCAGGAUGCCGCGCUGCAGGGCGGCAGCAUCAACUUGCGACGCGACGGCAGCUCGAUUGUCGAGUGUCGCAUCCCAAAGGCCCGCGUCGUCCUCAGCCUGCGUGGCGAGUAG
Pseudozyma flocculosa PF-1 is the source of this 2013-nucleotide messenger RNA. RefSeq lists its product as uncharacterized. The record is from RefSeq and is a predicted model, not a curated record. NCBI's taxonomy places the organism in Eukaryota, Fungi, Basidiomycota, Ustilaginomycetes, Ustilaginales, Ustilaginaceae. The transcript has 2 exons. The coding region runs from base 1 to 2013 and encodes 670 amino acids.